Molecule: messenger RNA, 516 nt
Organism: Thlaspi arvense
Lineage: Eukaryota; Viridiplantae; Streptophyta; Magnoliopsida; Brassicales; Brassicaceae
Source: the annotation of a GenBank genome assembly
AUGGCAACAACCGAGGCGUCUAGUUUGGUCGGGAAGCUUGAGACAGAAGUUGAGAUCAAAGCUUCUGCUGGAAAGUUUCAUCACAUGUUCGCCGGGAGACCACACCAUGUCUCCAAAGCAUCUCCAGGAAACAUUCAAGGGUGUGACCUGCAUGAAGGUGACUGGGGCAAAGUCGGCUCUAUCGUCUACUGGAACUACGUUCAUGGCAAGUCAACUUUAUACCCUCUUUCCCUUCUAAAUGGAGAGGCAAAGGUGGCAAAGGAGAGGAUCGAGGCGGUGGAGCCGGAGAAGAACUUGAUCACGUUCAGGGUUAUAGAAGGUGAUCUGAUGAAAGAGUACAAAAGCUUUGUGAUCACCAUCCAGGUGACCCCUAAGCAUGGAGGGACAGGGAGUAUUGUGCACUGGCACCUUGAGUACGAGAAGAUCAGUGAAGAGGUUGCUCAUCCCGAGACUCUCCUACAGUUCUGUGUCGAAGUCUCCCAAGAGAUCGACGAACAUCUCCUGAACGAGGAUUAA